GCAUAUUUUACAGUGCUAUAAUUUGUCAGAUAUAAGAUAAAGUUUCCAUCAGAACUUUUCUUCCAUUCCAAAUUUAAAUUGUUUCUUAAAACAAAAUCAUGACAUUCAAUAGCUUAAAAAAGGAUAAAUUUAGCACAUAAGGUGAAUAAAAAUUCAUCCUCAAGAACGUUACUUGAAAUGGUCAAUUAUGCCGCAGCGUAUUCAUUUCGGUUGUCUGUGGUUAUUGUGUUGGGGGAGGGGAAGAUAGAUUAUAUUAAUUUUGGAUUAAUUAAUUGGUGGAUGCUUAAAGGAGUUUAUCGUCGUAUAUGAAACCAUGUGGUCGUUUUUCUCAAGAGAUCCAGCGAAAGACUUUGCAUUCGAUAUUGGUGAACCAGUAAAGGGACUCGAAAACAGAAGCUUUUGGCGAUUGCACAAAGGACGUAGAAAGGGCACCACUCAGGAUGUAUCCGUGUUUGUGUGUGAUGCUAAGGACUCCCCAGCCCAGCUAGAGCUGGCUAAAACAGCUGUCAAGAGGCUGAAGACCCUCCGUCAUCCAGGUGUAGUCACCUACAUUGACAGCACUGAGACGGACAAGCUGGUGUACCUGGCCACGGAGCCGGUGACGCCGCUGGAGGAAUGGCUGGAGAACUGCUCCGUCACCGCCAAACAGCGCGACCUGGCCAUCUCCUGGGGACUCCUCCAGAUCACGAAAGCGUUGAGUUUCCUGAUCAACGAUGGCAAACUGCAACACAACAACAUCUGCAUGUCGUCCGUGUUCGUGGACGCCGCCGGGGAGUGGAAACUCGGCGGUCUGGAGUACGUGUCGUCGGAGGGCGCCGGCAGCGCGCCGCCGCAGAAGGCGUUCCCUCAGCUCCAGGUGUACGAUCCGCCCGAGUGGAGCGACCCGUCCAAACAGCGACUCACCACCGCCUGGUCUAACGACACAUGGGGCCUCGGAUGUCUGAUGUUCGAAGUUUUCAACGGGCAGCUGAUGAAGAAAACCGCGCUCAAGUCUACUGCCAAGCUGCCGCAGUCCCUGACGCCGCUCUACACGGAUCUGGUGAGCGGCAACCCGGCCGGUCGGCCGAACCCCGCCGAGGUGGUGGAGCGCGGCCGAAAACCGGGCGGCUUCUUCCACAACAACCUCAUCCAGUCGCUGCUCUUCGUCGAGGAGAUCCAGAUCAAAGACGCGGCGGAGAAGAGUCGGUUCUUCAGCCAGCUGCCCGGCAUGCUGGACCAGUUUCCGCCGGACCUGGCCAAGAACAAGAUCCUGCCGCAGCUCAUCACGGCGUUCGAGUUCGGCGGCUCUGGCUCCGGAUCCACCAUCCUGGCCCCCAUGUUCAAGCUGGGCGGCCUGCUCUCCGAAGAGGAGUACCAGCGGCGCAUGGUGCCCUGUCUGGUGAAGCUGUUCUCGUCUCCUGACCGGGCCACGCGCGUGAAGCUGCUCCAGCAGCUGGAGACCUUUGUCGACCACCUCCAGCCGGCCACGGUCAACGAUCAGAUAUUUUCUCACGUGGUGACCGGGUUCCUGGACACCAGUCCCGCUCUGCGCGAGCACACGGUGCGGGCCAGUCUGCUGCUGGCGCCCAAACUCAACUACAACAACCUCAACGUGGAGCUGCUCAAGUACUUCGCCCGCCUGCAGGCCAAGGAUGACCAGGGUGGUAUCCGGACCAACACCACGGUAUGCAUGGGCAAGAUCGCCCAGUACCUUCACCCGUCCGUGCGACAGAAGGUGCUCAUCUCGGCCUUCCUGAGAGCCACCAAGGACCCGUUCCCGCCGGCCAGGGUUUCAGGCGUGCUGGGUCUGGCGGCCACGCAGCAGUACUACUCACUCUCAGACGUGGCCAGCCGCGUGCUGCCGUCGCUCUGCCCGCUGACCCUGGACCCGGACAAGGAGGUGCGACAGCACUGUUUCCGCACGGUGCGCGGCUUCCUGGGCAAGCUGGAGAAGGUGUCGGAGGACCCCAGUCUGCGGGAGGAGCUGGAGGCGGACAUCAACAGCCAGACGCCGUCGGCGGCCAACAGCGGCUCCGGCUGGGCCGGCUGGGCCAUGGGCGCGCUCACCACCGUCUACAAGACGACCACACAGCGGGCUAAAGCUAAACCAGGUACGACGGAGAAUCAGGAGUCCGCUGGCUCGAGUGCCGCGGUGGGCUCUGCAAAUUCGGCAGAACCAGCCAAGAACAAGGACGCUCAGAGCCGUCAAACGCCCGCCACACAGUCGUUCGGCGGCGGCGCGGAGGACACCCCGCCCGCGGACACGGGCGGCGCGGCCGACGGCUGGGACGACGACGACGACUGGGGUGCCCUGGAGGACACGACGCCCACGCUGGCGCCGGCGCCCGCGCCCUCUGCGGCGCCCCCGACUCCCUCGGACGGCUGGGACAGCGCCGGCUGGGGAGGGGACGAGUUCAGCGCGGUGCCGACCACCGCGGACACCAAGUCGGCGGCGGAGAUCCGCUGGGCGGACGCCGGGGACGAUCCGUUCGCCGCCGUGCCCACCAAACGCCUGAACCAGCCGAAGCCCGCUGCUCCGACCUCUGACGUCAGCGCGGCGUGGUCAGCUGACUCGGCUGACAUCAGCGCGGCGGCAGCGGGCGGCGGCGGCGGCGGCUGGGACGACGACUGGGGUGACAUGGGCGGCGGCACCGGUGGAACAGGCGGAAGUGCACAGGACAAGAAGCAAGCUAUGCAGGAGCGGCGGCAGCAGCGGCAAAAAGAGCUGGAGGCGAAGCGCGCAGCAAAGAAAGGUCCUAUGAAGCUCGGCGCCAAGAAGCUCUAGCAGCGCGACACGAACGUUAGGGUAUCUGUGUGAGAAGGCAGGUCGGGGUAACUCUGACCUCUCCCUGAAGUGGCGGCAGCGUACCUUAUCCAGAGGGCGCGCGUGCUACACCCUGGGCGUACCACCGGUGUUGGCUUCAACAGCAAGACACACUGUUGAAGCGUCAGAUGUAGAAGUCCGGCAGAAGCUAGCGGAAUUCUAUUGAGAAGGUGGUUUCAGGAAGGGAUCGGGUCGUACGGUGUUUCGACGAAUCCGGUGGGAUUUUUCGGAGGCUCGGUGGCAGAUAGGUGAUCUGAUAUUGUACUGGAGAGUGCAGGGUUGACCUGUGGAUGAGAUGGUUUCUACUGGAGACUGUGAGUUUUCCGGCGGCCAGGGCUGAAGGUUGAAACUGGAUGCUGCAGGAUCGGAGAAUGAGCAAAUUGGGGUGGCUCGGAGUUAAGCUGGUUGGUGGUGGAGUGUGGUGUUGCGUCAGGCCUGGUAUUGGUGACAGGUGCGCCGCUACUGAGUGCUCCUGUAUCGCAACCGCGCCUUCAGGGGCGCCUAAGGUGUGUUGUAUCUUUGGAGCGUCGCGGAGUUGAUGUUGCUUAUGAAUUAUGAUACUGUGCGACAGGAAGUGAGGACUGAUUGUGGAUUUAUUGAGUGACUGAUGACGUGAGCUACAUCUGUGGUGAGAUGCCUCAUGGGUUUGUCACCGAUUGGCGCCAGGUGAGGGAACCAAUGCGUAGGCUGGAAACGAGCGUUGGUGUGGGCAUUUAUCAGCCAACUUGUGAUACGGAAUGCAUUCUGACAGGCGGUAUUACUCUAUGGUGUGGAAUGAACAAGUAUGUCGAAUGUAUGAAUGCUUGGAUAUUAUUAAGUGCUGGGAUGUGUGGAUAUUAAAAUAUUUUCCAACUGGUCGAAGUGACAAGCACAUGGCUGCACUUGGUUGCCUCCUGGGUUGAUGUGUGCCGCUUGGACGCGGGGUGUGUCGUCCAACUGAUUUACUUUUGACGUUUGCCAUUGUUGCCGCUUCACAUUGCGCUAUUUUUGUAACGCCUCAGCGUGGGGGAAUACAGGACUCUGAGAAAC
Messenger RNA from Amphibalanus amphitrite, 3832 nucleotides. RefSeq names its product N-terminal kinase-like protein. The record is from RefSeq and is a predicted model, not a curated record. Gene Ontology annotation, biological process: protein phosphorylation. The coding region runs from base 314 to 2764 and encodes 816 amino acids. NCBI's taxonomy places the organism in Eukaryota, Metazoa, Arthropoda, Thecostraca, Balanomorpha, Balanidae. Gene Ontology annotation, molecular function: protein kinase activity; ATP binding. The transcript is spliced from 16 exons.